Messenger RNA from Paramecium tetraurelia, 447 nucleotides. RefSeq lists its product as uncharacterized. Lineage: Eukaryota; Ciliophora; Oligohymenophorea; Peniculida; Parameciidae. The record is from RefSeq and is a predicted model, not a curated record. The transcript has a single exon.
AUGAAUAUUCUAAUUAUGAAAAAUCAUUAAUUGACAUCUUACCCUAAGAAGAUGCAUUGUUCAUAGAAGAAUAGCUGUUAAAAAAUGUCUAAUUCAAAGAAGAAGAAAUCGAAUUGCCUAUUUGAAGCUUCUCUUUUGUUAGUUGAGUAAAGUGGGAGUUGGAGAAAAAAUAAUCAAAAAAUGCUUUAUAUUCACAAGAAGAUGCGAUUGGAAAAGGAAUUCCUGCCUUAUUAUUUGAUGUCUCUCUUGUAUUUUCAAACCAGUCGCAUAAUGGAUUAAUUCAAGUUGAAUCCCAUUAGAUAAAACAUGGAAAGACUCAUUAAGGAACCUCAUUUUGGUUAACUUUUAAUUGAUCAAGCGCUUGAAGCCAUGAAAGAUUUUGGAUAUGCCUAAAUCGCUUACCCCUAAAAACAAUUAAUUAAACUAAGAUCUGUUAGGCUCUAUUGA